This is a messenger RNA of Globicephala melas (long-finned pilot whale), 2042 nucleotides long. It is a transcript of the gene FST, whose product is annotated as follistatin. Gene Ontology annotation, molecular function: protein binding. The record is from RefSeq and is a predicted model, not a curated record. Gene Ontology annotation, biological process: cell differentiation; multicellular organism development. NCBI's taxonomy places the organism in Eukaryota, Metazoa, Chordata, Mammalia, Artiodactyla, Delphinidae.
CGCCCGCUCCCCGCGCCGCCGCGCUCCUCGCCCCGCGCCUGCCCCCAGGAUGGUCCGUCCCAGGCACCAGCCCGGCGGACUCUGCCUCCUGCUGCUGCUGCUCUGCCAGUUCAUGGAGGACCGCAGUGCCCAGGCUGGGAACUGCUGGCUCCGCCAAGCAAAGAACGGCCGCUGCCAGGUCCUGUACAAGACAGAACUGACCAAGGAGGAGUGCUGCAGCACUGGCCGCCUGAGCACCUCAUGGACCGAAGAGGACGUAAAUGACAACACGCUCUUCAAGUGGAUGAUUUUCAAUGGGGGCGCCCCCAACUGCAUCCCCUGUAAAGAAACGUGCGAGAACGUGGACUGUGGGCCCGGGAAAAAAUGCCGAAUGAACAAGAAGAACAAACCCCGCUGCGUCUGCGCCCCAGAUUGUUCUAACAUCACCUGGAAAGGCCCAGUCUGUGGGCUGGACGGAAAAACCUACCGCAACGAAUGUGCACUCCUCAAGGCCAGAUGUAAAGAGCAGCCGGAACUGGAAGUCCAGUACCAGGGCAAAUGUAAAAAGACCUGUCGGGAUGUUUUCUGUCCAGGCAGCUCCACAUGCGUGGUGGACCAGACUAAUAAUGCCUACUGUGUGACAUGUAACCGCAUUUGCCCAGAGCCCACCUCCUCUGAACAGUAUCUCUGUGGGAAUGAUGGAGUAACCUACUCCAGCGCCUGUCACCUGAGAAAGGCUACCUGCCUACUGGGCAGGUCUAUUGGAUUGGCCUAUGAGGGAAAGUGUAUCAAAGCAAAGUCCUGUGAGGAUAUCCAGUGCACUGGUGGAAAAAAGUGUUUAUGGGAUUUCAAGGUUGGCAGAGGCCGGUGUUCCCUCUGCGAUGAGCUGUGCCCUGAGAGUAAGUCUGAGGAGCCUGUCUGUGCCAGUGACAAUGCCACCUACGCCAGCGAGUGUGCCAUGAAGGAAGCGGCCUGCUCUUCAGGCGUGCUGCUGGAAGUGAAGCACUCCGGAUCUUGCAACUCCAUUUCGGAAGACACCGAGGAAGAGGAGGAAGAUGAAGACCAGGACUACAGCUUUCCUAUAUCUUCCAUUCUAGAGUGGUAAACCCUCCACCAAUGUUCAGUGUUGACACAGCCUUUGGGCAAAAAAAAAAAAAGAAAGAAAAAGAAAAAGAAAAAAUAUAUUGUCCAUACUGUAAAUAAGUGUAUGCUUAUUUAUUUGGGGGGAAAACUAUACAUAAAGGACCUUUGUCCUAAAGCUCUCUCCCAGGCCACCUUGUUACUCAUUGGACCCGGAGAGGCAGUCAUUGUGAGGUCUACUGGAUGAGGCCCAUAGUUGAGACUUGUAGACAUUUAUUUAUACUGUGUCAUGUUUUAUAAUUUAUACAUAAAAUGUCUGGUUGACUGUACACCUUGUUUUUGAAGAAAUUUAUUCGUGAAAGGAAGAGCAGUUGUUAUUUAUUGUGAGGUCUCUUGCUUGUAAAGUAAAAGCUUUUUUUUUUCCUUGUAAACCAUUUAAGUCCAUUCCUUACUAUUCACUCACUCAUCUGUCUCCCUUCAUUUCACUGUUGUUAGACUCUUUUCCAUUAUAACAAACUUGCAUGUCAGUUUCUGUCAUGUUUAUUUAUUGGAUUCUCUGCUGCCUGUUCUGUACAUACGUGAUCCCUCGGGUUUUGUUUACAAGGAAUCUUGACUGACCAAAAGGCAUUAUAACUCUGACUCAGAUAGAAGGUACAGAGGAUACAUCUUUGAGGAAAUUCCUACUUCCGUUCUCUUGUUGUGAUGAAGACAUUUGUGAGAGGGGCUGAUAGCAAUGUUGGGUUUCUAAUAAUGUACUUUUAAGAUGUUACAGAUCCAAAGAAAUUGAGUGAUAUGGGUGUCAGGAGCCUGAAGGAAGGGGAAUGCUACACAUUCAACCUUUUGUUAGGUGUUUCCUUUAAGCUAGUCUGCUGUACCUUUUAAAUUAGUCCUUUUCACCCAAUGUGUCAUGAAAAGUUAUAUCAAAGCUUUAUCAGUUCAAGUUUCUUGCUUUUCAUAAUACUUUUUUCUGAUGCAAUUUUAUA